AUGAAGAAAAUCUCUCAGAUGAACAGAGUCUGUUCUGAAAUGAAAAUGGUUUCCAAAGAUGAGACAUCCAAAUCAGAAUCAGAUGAUGAAGAGCUUCACAGAAGUAUAGGAAGAAGCAAUGCUUUCAUUGCCUAUGAAUCAUCAGACAAUUCACUCGAAUCAGACACUGAUGAAGAUACUUCAAGCGAUGAUGAACAAAUUGCAUCUUGUCUCAUGGAAAAAUCCCCAAAGGAUCAGGUAUCAACAAAACAUCAAAAAUCCAUGAAUGGAUAUUCUCCUGAAUACAAACUUGUUAAGAUUGCAAAAUCUCAACAAGAUGAGCUUGAAAUGCUUGAGAGAAAUCUCAGGGAAACUGAAGGAUUACUGGUCAAAGAGAUGGAGAAGAAUCAAAAGUUGAUCGAAAGGCAUGACGCUUUUUCUUCAACUAUUGAUGAUCUUACCAAUCGAUAUGAUUCCCUUUCAAUCGACUAUGAGAGUUUAUCAGAUGAACUCCUUAAUAGGAAUCAAGAACUUGAGUCACUAAAAGAGUCUCACAAUGAGCUGGUGAAAGAAAAAGCUUCUCUCUUCACCGAGCAAUCUGUUCAACUUCCUUAUGAUUUUGUUCCUCCUUACUUAAAAUGCCUAGAACAUAGUAAUGCUGAUUCACAUCCUGAAACUUCUAAUGCUAUCAUCGAGAAUAUUGCAGCAAUUACAAAUGGUAACACUAACCCCUCCUCCAAGGAAUUUGCUAUUAUUACUGAUGAAAAUUGCAGGAUCCCGCCGAAAGAAUGUUCCUGCUCAGAUGAAGAAAAUGAGAUCCUUGUUGCCCACACAAAAAGUUUGGAAGAGCAGUCUGGUUCUGAAGAAGAAAUGCCUCAAUUGCCUCCCUUGUUUGAGCAUAAGAGGUUGACUGCUGGAGGAAAAGCAUCUAAGCCACCAAAGAUACCGAAGAAGAAGUCUGAGUCAGAAUCUGAAGAAGAGGAGGAUGAUAUUCCCUCGGCUCACAGUCAGCCCGAGGAUGAACUGGUCACUGAUGCAAUGACUCUAUUCUCUGAUGGAAAUCCCAAGAAGGGUGGUCGUGGCAGAGAGAAGAACAUCACUGCCGAGAUGUCUGAUCCCGAAAGCUAUAAAACUCCAGCUGGAGUUGAAACCACGACUGAAAGAAAUAAUAGGCUGCAAAGGAUUCGCCAUCACUGGGCAAAGAAAUGA
This is a messenger RNA of Aegilops tauschii subsp. strangulata, 1188 nucleotides long. The record is from RefSeq and is a predicted model, not a curated record. NCBI's taxonomy places the organism in Eukaryota, Viridiplantae, Streptophyta, Magnoliopsida, Poales, Poaceae.